Gavia stellata (red-throated loon) is the source of this 2232-nucleotide messenger RNA. It is a transcript of the gene DRC1, whose product is annotated as dynein regulatory complex subunit 1. Gene Ontology annotation, biological process: regulation of cilium movement; cilium-dependent cell motility; axonemal dynein complex assembly. Lineage: Eukaryota; Metazoa; Chordata; Aves; Gaviiformes; Gaviidae. Gene Ontology annotation, cellular component: axonemal dynein complex; axoneme. Bases 1 to 2232 code for a protein of 743 amino acids. The record is from RefSeq and is a predicted model, not a curated record. The transcript is spliced from 17 exons.
AUGAGUCGGGGAGCGUUCGCGCAGGCGGCGGCGGGCUGGCGGACCCCGGCCCUCAGCGACCCCGGCUCCGAGGACCGCAUCGGCGCCCGCCGCCGUCGCAUCGCCGCCCGUCUCGUUGGCAAGCGCCGGGAGGCCCUUGGAGAAGAUGUGGAGCCGAAGGUGGCUGAGGAGGAGGAAGAGCAGAGAAGGAGCCAUAAACAGAUUGAGGAGAGCAGGCAGAGGCUGGCCAAGCUGCUCUUUGAUGGCACGCAGAUGGUGACAAAUAUCCAGGUGGCUGCUGACUUGAGGGAAACACAGAGGAGGGCAGAGGAGGCAGAGCUGAAGCUGAAGAGGGUAGAAAAGCUGGAGAAUGAAGCCAAGUCUAGCACAUACAAGUUUGAGGAGAUCACCUCCAAGUGGGCCUUGGCCAAGGAGAUGACGAUUCCGCAGGAACUGUGGCAGCUGCUGAACCAACAGCAGCAGCAGUGCGCCCUGCUUCUGGAAGAGAAGAACAAGCUCAUCGGUGACCUGCAGCAGGAGCUGAAAAACAAAGAUGAGCAAUACGUGCAGGCCAUUAAGAAGCAGUCGGAUGAUAUCCACCUGCUUUUGGAGAGAAUGGAGGAACAGAUCAGGCUCAUGCUGAAAACUUACCGUCACAAACUCCUGCAGAUUGAGAAAGCUUUUGAGCUCGAACGGCGAGAGCUGCUGGACAACAACAGGAAGAAGUGGGAGGAAGCCAUCCAGGCCCACAAUGCACAGGAGCUGGAAUACCUGCAUGCCCGUAUGAGGAAGGUGGAAGAGUUUGAGAAACAGCUGAAUCAGCUGCGGUUGCAGGAUGAGGAGGAGUAUAACAGCAUGAAGAUGCAGCUGGAGAACGAUGUGGAGAACCUGGAGAGGCAGCUCCAGCAUAUGAAAGCCGUCUACCAGCUGAACCAGGAGAAGCUGGAGUAUAACCUUCAGGUGCUUAAGAAGCAGGAUGAGGAGAACACCAUCAUCAGAUCCCAGCAGAAGAGGAAGCUCAACCGGCUCCACAGCUUGCUCAAUAGCCUGAGAAUAAAACUGGCCAACCAAGAGAAGCAGUUCAGAGAGGAGAACCAGAGCUUGGCAGCCGACUGCAAGCGCAUCACGGAGCAGUGCAAGGAGGUGCAGAGGAGGAUGAGGCACUUUGCUGUCAGCGAUGCUGAGAAGUUCACGGAGGUCUGGAUUAUGAACGAGGAGGAAGCCAAAGGGCUGAUGCGGAAAGCCCUCGAUGCAGAUCGCAUCAUUCACACCCAGCAACUGGGGCUGCCCUGGGAAGAGCCUCGUUACUGGUUCCUGAACAACAUCGGCCCCCUUGGGCAUUACAAGGCGAAGAGGAUGGCGACCAAGCUGGCUGCAGAGGUCCUGACAGAGAGCAGCUCUGGGGGACAGGAAGAGGAAGGGAGAGCGAAGGAGAAGGAAGAAGUGGAUAGUGGAGAAGGAGGAAAAGAAAAUACAGUGAAGGUUGAGGAUAGAGCCACACCUCUGCGAAAUAUCUCCAAGAAGACUGCCAAGAGGAUCCUGGAGCUCGUGAGCGACGAGUCGGGUUUCCUCAUUGAGAGCAAGCUGCUGAAGCCCCUGCAUGCUCUGGGGAGGCACGAGCGUACCCUCAUGAAGCUCGACUCCAUCUUUGCGGCCCUCGAGAUCGACAGUGAGGAUGACCUGUACCAGCUGGUGGAUUUUUUCUUGAAGUACAAAGCCCAGGAGGUGGCUGUCAGCCAGAGCCGGAGCGGCCCAGGUGGAGAACAUGACACCGAUCUGGCUGAGGACAGAGAGGACAGUGGAUCUGGUGCCCAGAGGGACAAGCUCAAAUCCCCUCGGAGCUCGCUGGGCUCCCUUCCAUCUGUCUAUAUCCACGCUGAUGAUGUCCUAAAGAUCCUGAAAGCGUUUGUGCGGGAUUUUGGCAAGCUGAGGGAGAAGGAUGGAUCUGCAAAGGAGGUGCUACAGGUACGGGACAGCUCCAAAGACGGGGAGUACUGGGAAGCCCUGGCACACGUUAUCCCAGAGCCGACGUUGAAGCUGUGGGACGCGCUGAUGGUGGCACUGGAGGAAUAUUACCAGGUCCUCACUCGCCGGGCCAGCCUGCUCGCCGAAGCAGCCACCCUGCAGCAGCAGAACUCGGAGCUGUGCCUGCUGCUGGAGGAGUACCUCAGCUCCGGGGUGAACAGCAAGCUUCUCUCCCCUCCCACACAGUGGAUGGACCUGAACCUGUCCUGCCCCGGGGAAGCGCAGUGA